AAGGGUGGGUGGUGUUGGCAACCAGCAAUCUCUAGACAUACAAGCAAUGUCGACCUCCUCUGCUUCCUCUUCCUCCAGGGCUCGUAGAUGUUUUUCUGGACCAAUGAGGUCUCCCAUUAGAUACAGAGAGGGGCCGCUGGACUACGAGCCAUUCACACCAUGUGAUUGCCGUGAGAAGCCAAAAGCAGCCAUGUGGAUCUCAUGGAGCGACGAGAAUCCAGGUAGAAGAUACAAGACAUGUUACCGCUCGAGGAGGGGAGGUUGUGAGUUCUACGAGUGGCACGACAAUCCGAUCGCAGAUCCUUUCCUCAAACAGCUGGUUAUCGAUCUUAGGGACCAAGUGUGGUUAUUUGAGAGGAGGAACGCUGCUCUGCAAGAUGCUACGAGGACAGCAGAAACUGAAGCGGCAAAUCUAUCUCGACAACUUUCAGAAGCUAUGGAGUCGGCCAUGGACAGCCGUGCCAAAAUGAUGGUGGCUCGUGUGGCUUGUGGUGAUGUUGCUAGACAGUCUGGUGACAAUGCUCGCGUUUUGGGCAAGAACUACCUUAAGAAUUCUAUGUGGGUGUUUGCUAUAGCUCUUGCAAUCUACAUGCUGAUAAUUGUUUGGUAAAAUAGUCUAGACUAUCCUAAAUGUAUCCUUUAGCAAUGCAUGAGUUAUUGUUAGUUUGUGCUCGUAUGCAUCUGUAGGAGUUGUGUCCUGUAUCAAAUUGUAUUAGUCACCACAUUAUUCUCGGUUA
Molecule: messenger RNA, 737 nt
Organism: Triticum aestivum (bread wheat)
Lineage: Eukaryota; Viridiplantae; Streptophyta; Magnoliopsida; Poales; Poaceae
Exons: 2
Coding region: 47-610 (187 amino acids)
Molecular function (GO): zinc ion binding
Source: RefSeq, a predicted model, not a curated record